CCCCUCAGCAUUGUUCUUCCCUCUCACGAGCUCUGCGAAGCUCUCCCUCUUAAUAAAUUCACCGGGACCUUCUCGUUCAUCUUCCUUGUUCGAUAUCUAAUCAUUACUGCCCGACCAAGCGUCCUCACGCACGGGUUCCGAGCUCGAUACGAGCUCCCAUGUCUAGCAUGUGGAAAGGCGGCAAGAAGGAGCAGCAGGACAAUGACCAACUAACAGCUGAGCCACCACACCCAAUCCAGGAUGAUGGAGCCUCGAGAUCUUCGAGAAGAAGCUAUGAGCCUUCAAGGCGAAGUGCAGAGCCCCGAGAUGAGCCAAAUGAACGGACCAGGCUGCUUGAUCGACCCAGGCCGCCCAACUCAGAUGGAUACCUCGAUCCUGAUGAUCCAGCUGUGUCGCCCUACAACCUUUGGACUGUGCGGGCCAUGCGCUACCUCACCAUCCUCUUCCUGAUAGUAUCUUUCCUCUGGUGGGUACUCUUGCUGGUAUCUAUCUUUGUCUCUCCACCAGGCCUGCACACCCGCGGAUCGGGCUUCUUCGACUUUGCAUACACAUGUCUAACCAUUGGCAACCUCCUUGUCGCUACCAUCUUCUUCGUUACACCCGCCCAGGGACUGCGCAUCACCACCGCCAUCAUUGCGGUACUGCUGGCGGUUGACAUGAUCCUCAUCGUAUCCGUCCCGCGUAUCAGGCUGGAGGAAGGAUGGGUCGGUAUUGCGAGUGUGGUCUGGGCGUUCGUUAUGGCUGUUUGGUGCAUCCUGACUGAUCGCGUUGUCGCCUAUGGCAAAAAAGAAGAGGAAGAACGUCUUACGGGGCGGGCAGAAACCCGACGUACACUCAAGGAGUGGGUCGCCGUUCUUGUGGCGACCAUCCUUACUGUCGUAUUCAUCAUCAUCGUCAUCUUGAUGACCGCCACCCUUGGCAUGCGCGCCCGCGACUCCACGCUCAAGAUGUACGGCGACCGCAUCCUCGUCGACGGAGACAAGUACGCGGUCCAUCUCGCUUGCGUCGGCAACGACUCCUACACUGAUGGCUCUAGAGACCCAACGGUUCUCCUUGAAGCCGGUGAAGCACCACUAGAGUACGAUUUUGAGCACUGGGCCUACGCCGCUUACAAGAACGGCACCAUUUCCCGCUACUGCUACUGGGACCGCCCAGGCUACGCCUUCUCUGACAACGCCCCAUCCCCACAUUCAGCAGGCAUGUCCGCGGAUGCGCUCUCCGAAGCCCUAGCCAAAGCUGGCGAAGAAGGGCCCUGGAUCCUCGUCUCCGCCGGCACAGGCACCAUCGUCUCGCGUAUCUUCAGCUCGCGCCAUAUGAAGCAGGUCACCGGCCUCCUUCUGAUAGACCCUUACCACGAGGACCUCCUCCACCGUAUCGGCAGCCCGAGUCGGGGCUUCAUGCUCUGGGCCUGGGGCAUCAUCUCCCCCCUUGGCACCGUUCGUCUCGCCGGCGCGCUCUUCAAGGGUCGAACCCGCGAAGACCGUGUCUACGGCCGUAAUGCUUAUCAAUCCGGCAAACAGAUCAAAGCCCAACUCCAAGAGAAUCUCGUCGCUGACAGCCUCUCCAAGAAUGAAGUUGCAUCUGCGCGCAACAUUCAGAGUAGCGAUACCGCGCUUGCUAUAGUAAGUAGCGGUAUCGAGGUUAGGAGGGAUAGCGAGUGGGAACGCAAGCAAAAGGACUUGACGACUUUGACAGACAACUUGGUGGGCUGGGAUGUCGUCAACAAAGCUCCUCAUCAAGUUUGGCACACGCUUGAAGGGAGGACAGUCAUGGAAAAGAGGCUGAAGGCUCUAGUCAAGGCUGCUGCCAAGGUCAAGCAUUCGACUGAAGAGUAAGAGUUUCGGGACACGGAGAUAGUGUCUGGUGGUAAUUGAGGGUAAUUUGAUAAUGUUUUGGCCGACUAUUUUCAUUGCUCUGUAUCUCUCCUUCGCAUACCCUUUUACGUCGCGUUGCAUACAUAGGAUUUCCUUUCUCUGUAGCACAUAGCGGAGUUACUUGAUGAUUAAUUAAUCUCAAAUCACGCAUACCGCAUACCUGUUUCCUGGUUGUCCCUGUUGCAAGCAUACCAGAUACCAGAUACAUGGACCCGAGCCAUGAAUCUAACGUGCAGGGACCCCGCCGCUAAUGUGACGAUGAUGACGAUUGUGCAUGGGGCCCGAUCAAGGCUAUACCCAAUUUUGAUCGGCAUUUUGCAAGGCGAUAAGGAUCGCGGGGCUGUAUGCAUCGAAGGAACGGCUUGUAGAAGAAGCCGCGCGUUCUGCCUGCCAGGACAUUUUCGCUCAUACGAC
This is a messenger RNA of Cucurbitaria berberidis CBS 394.84, 2288 nucleotides long. RefSeq names its product mitochondrial integral membrane protein-like protein. The record is from RefSeq and is a predicted model, not a curated record. The transcript is spliced from 2 exons. Bases 159 to 1835 code for a protein of 558 amino acids. Lineage: Eukaryota; Fungi; Ascomycota; Dothideomycetes; Pleosporales; Cucurbitariaceae.